Messenger RNA from Labrus bergylta (ballan wrasse), 2798 nucleotides. RefSeq names its product FAM161 centrosomal protein A (gene fam161a). Lineage: Eukaryota; Metazoa; Chordata; Actinopteri; Labriformes; Labridae. Gene Ontology annotation, biological process: cilium organization. Gene Ontology annotation, cellular component: cilium. The record is from RefSeq and is a predicted model, not a curated record.
UCUUAAUAUAACCAGAACCAACGUGUAUUUAGUUUUAAAACAUAUGCAUGACUUAAAUGCAUAAUAUGCAUGUUUCCCCCGUAAAUAGUUUACGCAGUUGGAAUGCUUCAGCGCCUUUCUCGCUUCGUCACUUCCUUCCCAACCAAGCUUAGCUGCGUUGCCAAGGAGACACCCUUCAGCCUAGAUACCGACACAGGUUUCAGCACGCGGACAGCGACUCUGUUAGCUAUUCUAGGGACUUUUCCCACCAAACCUGACUUUAAUUACGUUGAAUUAAAACAAUAUAUACUGAAGUUCUGCGAAGUCAUGGCAAAUCCUCACCGGGCCAACGUUCUUGUAACUUCGUGUUUGAAGACGCCGGUGGACCCGCACACCAAAGCGCCUUUAGCUUCAUACGAGAGGGAGCGAGUGCUGCCCUACACGGCUACAGGUCAUAUGGACAACCGGGACUACGAGGAGCUGGAGUAUGAGGACUCAGGCUCUGAUUACUGUGACGAGGAUCGCCUAGGGAAGGACGCUCCUUUUAUGUUGACUGACUUCAGGGCAGCAGGAGACCGCUUCGAUCUGAGCGAGAUCUUCUUCUCCAACGAGGAGUACUACAGCAAGCUGGAGGAGCUGAAGAAGGCUCACCUGCGCACCAUGGCAGAGCUGGAGAGUAUGUACCGGCGGAAGCUGCAGCUCAAGUCCAUGGAACCUUUGGACAUGGCAACACUGGAGACCGGGCAAAGGUUCCUGUGGUCAAACAACAGCCCAGAAGCUUCUCGCUUUUUGAGGAAGUCCUAUUCUGCCUUUGAACUCAGGAGAAGCUCUGGACAGUUAGAUCCCUCAGAGGAAGAUGAAGCUGCCAGCAAUUAUGUGGAGAAAGGCCUGCUUUUUUCUCCCAAAGAACACAUCAAGAACAUGUGGCAGGACUUCAAACUGUCCCCUCACAAUCGCCACCUUUCUUCCUCUUCGCUGCACAGCCUGCCAACACACCAUAAGAGACAACAAAAAGGCAAAGGAAAAAAGAGGCAUGGGCAAAAAGAUGGAGAGCAUGAUCUCUGGAAGCACAGAGUGACAAUACCCAAACCUUUUCACAUGAUGCUGCGAGAGGCUGAGAGGAGAAAGCAUGGCAUUAAGACACGUUCAGAGAUUGAACAAGAGAACGCAGAACUGAGACGACAGCUGGAAGACCUGACAGAGUGCCAGAGAAAGUUCAGAGCCAGCCCUGUACCUGCUCACAUUCACCUGCCGCUUUAUGAAGAGCUUCAGGAGCGGAACGAGGAACGACGUCGAUCAACAAGAGAGCGUGAAGAACAGCCUCAUCAAACCAACCAAAAGCCGUUCAGCUUUCUGGAGAGGGAGCGGCUGAAAAAGGAGCAGAAACAGCUACAUCAAGCACAACAGUCCAACCAGGAGAAAACCAAACCCUUCAAGGCCAAACCUGUUCCAAAGUCUGUGUACGCAGCAGCAUCGGGGGAGCAGAUGAAAGAGGAGCAGCUGUAUCGGUCCAUAAAGAUACAGAUGAGAGCUCAGGAACUUCUACACAGUGCUUCAAUGCCUCCUAGCAUGCUUGCAAGACGACUCAGUGAUCGCAAAAAGACCAAAGACAGCAGCUCUGCAGGAGAUGACAAUUUCUCCCAUAAACCCGAAAUAAACAAGGAGGUACCUGACUUUGACGCCAGUUACCGACGCUUCAGAAAACAACUUGAAAAACAAAAAGAGAUAAAACCCACAACUGCAUGUGAACCCUUUGAAUUGAGAACAUCACAGAUAUCCUCGCACCGUGAACGCAUCCUGGCUGACAUAGAGAAAGAGCAGGGCAGCCCUCGGAUGCUGCGAUGGCCACACAUCAGCCCUGGGCCAGCUCGAACGCCAAACUCAAGCCUCUGUUCAUCCCUCUCUGGCAGCUUGGAGACCCUGCCCACCAAAGUCACAGACGCUACCAAGAAACGCCAUGAGGCUGUGAGAAAGGUCCUGGAGCAGAGGAAGAAGGCAGAGGAGGAGGAGGAGCGGUGGAAGGAGAGGCAGAGGCAGAGGGAGAAGAAGCUGCAGAGGGUGGUAGUGAAACGUGCCCAGGCCAAUGACCCCCACAAGGCGCUAUCACAGACUCAGCAAACCAAACUCAAAGAAUUCAGGAAACAAGAACUUCAGCGUAGGAAGGAGUACCAGCAGGAGAUAAAAGAGAUGAAGCAAAGAGUGAAAGGGAGGCCACUGCUGUUGGAGCAGGUUGCACAGAAGAAUGCAAAACAAACAGCACAGAAGCGCUACACAGACACUCUGCAUGGAUGUGAAGUAACUGAAGAGUUUAUCAGCAGCAAGGCAGGAAAAGCAGGAGACUCCUCGUCCUCCAGCGGACAAGCGAGUGACCAAGAUGAGACAGACACUGGACAUGAACCUGUUCUCUACAGAAAAGUCUUUUUGGAUGAUGAAGACCUUGAAGUAGACCCAAAGGAAGGAGGAGGUAGUGAUGAGGCUUCAUCAAAUCACCACGAUGGAGAGGACGCCAGCAGACAGCUCUCAGAUCAGGAUGAUCAGGGGGAUGAUCGACACUAUUCAGAUGACAGUUACCACUACUCAGACGAUCAUGAGAACUACUCAGACGACAGCGAGCAUGAUGUCGACACCAAACAGCAGGAAGCAGGGGAGUGAUGUCAUCAAACAUCAAGAUAAAGUGUUUUGCACCCCUGCAAAGUUCAAUCACUCUUUAUUGGGAAAACUGGGAAGAACUGUAUAAAUAAAAGCUAGGAGGAACACUAAAGCUGGAGCUUCUUAUUCCCAGAAGGAUAGAUGCUAUAUUUUGGUGUAAAUAUUGUGCA